AAAUUUUAAUCAUCAAACCAUCGUGUAUUUUGGGUGGGGACGCUUUUCCCAAUAUUUUGUUUGUUAGAAAUUAAACUGCAUUUAUAGAUUCGUACAAAAGUUUCUUAUUAUUGAAUAUAGUACAAUGAGUAAUUUCCAAUCAGUAAUUUAUGUUGGCAUAUUUCUAUGUUGCCUAGUACAACUGGGCUUUGCUAUUAAGUGCUGGGACUGCCGCUCAGACAACGAUCCAAAAUGUGGAAAUCCAUUCGACAAUAGUUCACUGGUUAUUACUGAUUGUGCACAGGAGCCUGAAUUGGAACACUUACCUGGUGUACGACCGACAAUGUGUCGCAAAAUUCGGCAAAAAAUGCACGGCGAAUGGCGCUAUUUCCGUAGCUGUGCUUACAUGGGAGAACCUGGCAUUGAAGGUGAUGAGCGUUAUUGUCUGAUGCGCACAGGAAGCUACAAUAUUUUUAUGGAAUACUGCACAUGCAAUAGUAAAGAUGGUUGUAAUGUUGCCAGUCUACUUAGUGGGAACAAAAUUGCAAUAACGCUCAGUACAAUAAUAGUCGGUGCAAUUGCUUGGACAUUACGCCUUUAAAAAAAUGUGACUACAUUCCAUAUCAUUUAUAACUAAAAUGUGCCUUUUAUAAGUGAUUUACUAAUCGAAUAUGCAUACUUGUAUGUAACUUAGUACAAUUAAGUAUUGUUAAGACAAAUACUUAACAUUUUAAACAUGUCCGUCCAAAACGAUAUAUACUUAGAUUAACUUAAAAAAAUAAUAAACACAAAAGACUAAGAAAACGACAUUCUUACUUUGCCGAGUUCGUAUAUGAAACCAUUUGGCAUUCCAAAAAACAUUUAUUGUAAUCAAUAAAACCAAAGUCAAUUUAUUUAUAUUGACAAAAUGAAAUUAACAA
Messenger RNA from Bactrocera neohumeralis, 899 nucleotides. RefSeq lists its product as uncharacterized. Gene Ontology annotation, biological process: positive regulation of voltage-gated potassium channel activity; regulation of synaptic transmission, cholinergic; sleep. The coding region runs from base 125 to 580 and encodes 151 amino acids. NCBI's taxonomy places the organism in Eukaryota, Metazoa, Arthropoda, Insecta, Diptera, Tephritidae. The record is from RefSeq and is a predicted model, not a curated record. The transcript has 2 exons.